Messenger RNA from Aureobasidium pullulans EXF-150, 1165 nucleotides. RefSeq lists its product as uncharacterized. The coding region runs from base 89 to 1045 and encodes 318 amino acids. NCBI's taxonomy places the organism in Eukaryota, Fungi, Ascomycota, Dothideomycetes, Dothideales, Saccotheciaceae. The transcript has a single exon. The record is from RefSeq and is a predicted model, not a curated record.
GCUUCCUGCAUUCUGACAAUCACGACAACUACACUGCGUCCAUCAUAAUACAGCACAACAUUAAACAUCUUCUUUCAAAUCAUCAGUGAUGGCCACAAGGUACGCCAAUACCACGGAGGUUCGCCUGAUCGUCAACGGCAACACCGUAUUCGCAUCCUGUGUUCAGGAAAAUACCGGAUCGCUUAGCAUCACCGUGGCACAUGGUUGUGUCAAUAUCUCCACACCUACCAGUCAAACGUCAAUCUUCACUCAACCAAAAACCAUCUCAAUCAGCACCUGUUCGAACCUUGCGACUGUACCUCUGUCGGCUCCCAGUCUCCAGAUCGAAGGUACUCAACAGAGUAUCCCCUUCAAUUCGGCACCUCUGGCCCUUGACACUCUGGCUGGACAUGUACGUUCUGACCUCUGUACUUGUGUUGCCGGAAAGAAAUGCCCGCGUCAUCUUCGGGUUGCUCAGGAGAAACGACGCAGGCGCCGAGAGAGGAGACAACAGCAAGAUCCACCCGUGGGCAAGGUGGAAAGAGACAUUGAUCCCAAUCACACCAAUACCGUGAAGCAAUGCAAGGGGAAAUCUCGCAAGAGGGCUGGGGCCAGUGAGAGCUUCGACCGAGUGGUUCAUGGACAUCGAAAAAGUACGAGCUCGAGGAUUGUCAAAGCAGAGCCAGAAUCCGACUUCAACACCUUGACAUCAGACUUGAGUGGCAAGCAGGACAUCACCUCGAGAGUCGUCGAUGUCCGUCGAUUCCAGCAGAAUACUCACGUACCGGAAUACAUGAUCGGUCUCCCAACACAUCUUCCUGGUGAGCUAAAUUGGGCCGUCGAUGACUCCUCUCCAACAGGCCGCGAAAUCAAGUGUGAAUUACAGAGUGACACCAGACCUCCGGACGCCUCGAUCGAAUCCUCCUUGUCGGACGUCCAUGGCAAGCAACUAAACAGCUCAUCAUCUGGACACAUCAUACCAGGUUUCUCUCUCUUCACUAGCUCUGGAGAGUGGGACCCUCCGCAGAUCAAGAUCGAAAGAAUGGAGGAUAUCUUCCAUAGAUAAGGAGACGGGACAGAACAUCAUGCAUGACACUCCACUGAUUAUCGAUUUCUUGUAACGAUGCCGGAUGGCUUCUGCAUUUGCUCUUCUUGCACAAUUCUUAGCUACAGUAAUGAUUGCAGC